AUGAAGAACCGAUGGGAUGUGCUGAAAAAAAGGUAUACACAAUGGAAAACUUUGAACUUAAGAGCCACAGGAUUGGAAAGGGAUCCCAGUACUGGUUGCAUUGUUGCUGAUGAUGAUUGGUGGAAGGAACAAGAACAGGCUAUGUCAGGAUGUACUGCUAAUUUCAGAUUUGUACCAUUUGAGCACGAGGAUCAAAUGAGAAUAAUGUUUGAAGCUGUUAUAGUUACAAAUGAGACCUCUUAUGUUCCAACAGGGCAUGGUAAUGAUGGUGAAGUUGGGGAGGGUGAUGCUGCGGGUAAUGAUGAUGGAGAGAUAGGUGAGAUUGGAACUAGUAUGGAGAGGAGGGCAGGAAAAAGGGUUGCACAUUACUCACCUAAGGGAAAGAAGAAGAAGACUUUCAGAGACCAAUGCAUGAAGCGUUUAGUUGAAGCAUAUGUGAUUAAAGCUCAGAGUAGUAAACACUCUGCUACUUCACAAGUUGUUGAUCUUGUUAGAGAUGAGAUUGGAAGCACUUCUGAGUCUGGAAAUGUCAUGGUUGUUGAUGAGUCUAGUGAUGAUGAUGACGAUUUCAUGGUUGCAAUGGUUGCUUUGGAUUGGAUGGCAUCAAGAAAUUUGUACAAGAAGACAAUAGAUAAUUCCCCAUUACCUAUCAUGACCGGAUUACAAUGGGUUGAGAAUGCGAAGUUGGCCUGGAUCUGUACUAUCUUGUUGACUCUGGAUGCCCUAAUAGAAAAGGAUUUCUUGCACCCUACAAGGGACAAAGGUAUCAUGUUUCUGAAUUGCGUCAUGGUCACCAAGCAGUGGGAUUGA
Molecule: messenger RNA, 810 nt
Organism: Panicum virgatum (switchgrass)
Lineage: Eukaryota; Viridiplantae; Streptophyta; Magnoliopsida; Poales; Poaceae
Exons: 5
Coding region: 1-810 (269 amino acids)
Source: RefSeq, a predicted model, not a curated record